Molecule: messenger RNA, 444 nt
Organism: Gongylonema pulchrum
Lineage: Eukaryota; Metazoa; Nematoda; Chromadorea; Rhabditida; Gongylonematidae
Source: the annotation of a GenBank genome assembly
AUGAUCAUACAGGACAGGAUAUUCGAUGAUGAAGGCUCAUUACGUAGCGGUACUCUAAAUGCGCUUAUUGAAUUACUCAUUCCAACUCGUGAGUACUCGCCUCGAAGAUCCUAUAUUUUUGCAGUAUUAGUCAAUAUUCGAAUUUUUGUGCCACCUCCAGAACUGCUGCAAAAAAUUUUACAGCUAUGUGUUUUCGAACAGAAUGCCAAAGCGGCCAAUUUUACAAAAGAAGGGCGAACGCGUAUUUUUCGUGGCAUCUACAAAUUGUGUUUAGAAUGGACACAAAGUAUCCCAUACGAUUUUCGCGAUCCACAAAUGCAAACGCGUCUCGUUGAACUGCUCAAUCUGUGCCCCAUCGAUAAGGAGUGCAAAUUACAGAUCGACAGAUUGCUCGAACAACUUUUCCACACUGUAUGCUCGCUUUCUGCCCAGAAUUCUUUUUGA